AUGAACGGGGCUAAGAGCACGUCCAGUGAACAGCCUGAGCUGCUAAGUGCACCAACUCAACAAGCGCUGCAGGAGAUCCUCGCAGAGUCUCAAUCACAGGAUGUAAUCACAAGGCUGUGGGCAUUCGAUCGCUUCACGCGUGUCUUCAAAAAGUUGGUCGGUCCAGACCCUGCGGAGAGCACCAUGCAUGCGGCCGCCAAGCUCUUGGAAAAGGGGUUCCUGAGACCAAUCGCAGAGGGGCUGAAAGAGUGCGUGGACGAUCCAAUGAAGCUUGUGGUGGGGGGAGACAGCCCAGACGAUUCUGACGUUCUUCUCAUUCAGUCUGAGGUGUGCAUCAAAGCACUCGAGUGCCUUGCCUUGGAUUCCCGCGCCGUGAGGUGCAUCCUGCAAGAGUUUCCAAGCCUGCCAGCUGUCCUUAAAAUGCUGUUCCUCGAAGAGCUAACGCCAGCAGAGAGGGCAUUGUGUCCAGUUGACAUCAAAGUUAGGCGCGCAAUCCUCCCGGCGCUUCCCAAGUUCUUCCUCGCCGACUCUAUGUGCAAGCAGAUUGGCAGAAGCGCGGACUUCCUGAACGCAGUCAUGCGCCAUGCGCUGAACCAUUUCGAAGACUCUGUUACGGUUCUUGGUUCGAUUAAUCUCCUUCUGUCGCUGAGAAGUUACUUGAAAGCAGCGGCUCUGGAGGACAACCUCCUUCGCUUUGCGGGCAAGGAUAAAGAGAGAUUGCAAGAGGCGAAGAGAAUGGGAAUCAAGUGGGCAGACAGGAAGAAGGCGACGCAGUGCUCGGGGCCGGGGUGCGACAAGGCGGAAACUAGACCGGGGGAGUUCCAGACGUGCGGGGGUUGCAAGCUUGCGGUCUAUUGCGGACGAGCCGGUCAGGCUUCCGGUUCUGAAAUGGACGGGCAGAAGAUCCCCUCAAAGGAACAGGCUGAGUUGCUCAGCGCACCGACCCAACAAGCGUUGAAGAAGAUCCUUCAAGACUCUCAAUCAAAGGAUGCAAUCACAAGGCUGUGGGCAUUCGACCGCUUCACAAAGGUCUUCAAAAAGUUCAUCCGCCCAGAACCUGCGGAGAGCACCAUGCAUGCUGCCGCCAAGCUCCUGGAGAAAGGGUUUCUGAAACCAAUCGCAGAGGGGCUGAAAGAGUGCGUGGCCGAUCCGUGGAAGCUGAUGGUGGGAGGGGACAGUCCAGACGAUUCUGACGUUCUUCUGAUUCAUUCCGAGGCGUGCAUCAAAGCACUCGAGUGCCUCGCCCUGGAUUCCCGCACCGUGAGGUACAUCCUGCAGGAGUUUCCGAGCCUGCCAGCUGUCCUCAAAGCGCUGUUCCUCGAAAAGAUGACGCCAGCAGAGAAGACCGUGUGUCCAGUUGACAUCAAAGUUAGGCGCGCAAUCCUCCCGGCGCUUCCCAAGUUCUUCCUCGCCGACUCUAUGUGCAAGCAGAUUGGCAGAAGCGCGGACUUCCUGAACGCAGUCAUGCGCCAUGCGCUGAACCAUUUCGAAGACUCUGUUACGGUUCUUGGUUCGAUUAAUCUCCUUCUGUCGCUGAGAAGUUACUUGAAAGCAGCGGCUCUGGAGGACAACCUCCUUCGCUUUGCGGGCAAGGUCCUUGCUGAGUCAAGCGAUACGAUGUUUAUCAAGUUCACAAUCAGCAUGCUUCACGGCGUCGAACAUGACCGCCUGCUUCCUAAAGGGUACCUCCUAAAACCCCUGGCCACGAACUCCGCCCUCAGGUCUGCCGCUCUUGCCCUGGUGCUUUGUCCGGAGCAGUUAGACGAAGACGAGUACUUCUUGAUUGUUUUGCUGGCGAGGGCUCUCGAGUACGGCACGUCGGCUGCGCUUGCGGAAGACAGGUGUUCCCCGCCCGGCCUGGGCAUCAUCGAAGACAUGGAAAGACUGGCAAAUGCAGAUUCUUUUGCACGCAACCGCGCGCACGAGCUGCGGACGCUCCUCGCAAAAGGGUUUCCCGAGGACGGGGACUUUACCGUGCGAUUUCUGCGCCCAAAGGCCUCGGAAGGAGCGCCAGGGAAACACAUUUUGCAAGAGGCGGAGAAAAUGGGAAUCAAGAUGGCAGACAGGAAGAAGGCGACGCGAUGCUCCGGGCCAGGGUGCGACAAGGUGGAAACUAGACCGAGGGAGUUCCAGACGUGCGGGGGUUGCAAGCUUGCGGUCUAUUGCGGACGAGAUUGCCAGCGGAGGGCUUGGAAGGCAGGCCACAAGGAGACUUGCCAGAAGACGGGUUAA
Molecule: messenger RNA, 2232 nt
Organism: Klebsormidium nitens
Lineage: Eukaryota; Viridiplantae; Streptophyta; Klebsormidiophyceae; Klebsormidiales; Klebsormidiaceae
Source: the annotation of a GenBank genome assembly